Messenger RNA from Felis catus (domestic cat), 13903 nucleotides. RefSeq names its product neuronal PAS domain protein 4 (gene NPAS4). Bases 11397 to 13799 code for a protein of 800 amino acids. Gene Ontology annotation, molecular function: RNA polymerase II transcription regulatory region sequence-specific DNA binding; DNA-binding transcription factor activity, RNA polymerase II-specific; protein dimerization activity. Lineage: Eukaryota; Metazoa; Chordata; Mammalia; Carnivora; Felidae. The record is from RefSeq and is a predicted model, not a curated record. The transcript is spliced from 8 exons. Gene Ontology annotation, biological process: regulation of transcription by RNA polymerase II.
GCCUCCCAGUUCUUGCCUAUUUUGGAAGAGAGCCGCAGCCCUUCUGCUGAUGCGCGCGCGCUGGCGCCUUUUAAAGGCAACCGGCGGAGUGGCGGCUCUGCUAGAGGCCGGGAGCUGCCCCCGCCCCCGAGCCGCGAGCCCGGCGCGGAGCCUGGGCCCGGGAAGCCCCCCGUGCCAUAUACCCCACCCCCAUUUUAGCGCCCUCCACUCACUUUAGGGAAAUUUCAACCAUGAGAAAGGAGGUCCUGCCCUUGCCCCUCGUCCCCCUCCUCCUCCCUCCAACAGGGGAGAUUCUUCUUCCAUAGGAGCCUUGGAAGGAAACAAGAUGCCAGGCCUAGCGCGUUUGGGAAUCCUCUCUGGACAAGGCCACAGAGUGAAAACAUCAGGUGAGAACUUCACUGCCCGCGGGGCUACCCCGGGUCUCUGGAGACCCGUGCCCCCCUCCAGCUUCCUGCCUUAGCCUUUUUGUCCCGGGCUUAGCCUGAGGUUGGUUUAAGAUCUUAGCUGGAAGGCCCCUGAUCAGUUUCUCUAGAACACCCAUUAAACUGAAAGGGAAACUGAGGCCCAGAGAAGAGUAGUGACUUAACCAGGGUCACAUGGCAUGUUCCUGGAGAGCGAUGAGCCGGAGCCCAAUGGUGUAGGCUUCCGAGCCAGAGGUCAAUCCUGUGUUCCUUAACCUUGAGAAUAGCUGGCACAGUGUGUCAGCCUCUGGCCCUUGCCCUGGUACCCAACAGCGGAGCCAGACAUCUCCUCUUCCAGCAUGGCACCUGCUUCUUCUUCCCCAGGACAGUCCAGACCUAGAUGGGCUUUCCGGACCGUUAAUCACUCUAGACAAGCUUCUGGAUCCCAUGGACUCAAUGGCCAACCAACUAGGUUGCUACUUGCAAACGUCUGCUUCCAUCGAAGGCUUCCUACAGGUCACCAGCUCUCUGGAAUUUUCUGGGACCAAACCUUUUCCAGACUGCUUACAAGCACCAGCUAGUUUCUGGAUGGACGUAUGGCUUGCAGGUUCUGGCAGAGCUCCCCAGAGCCAUGUGGACCCAGCUUUUUGGAUUCCCCUGCCCAGUCCUAAUGAUGCCUGCACUCUCCCUGUAACAAUCACAAGGGUGUCUGACCAGAACUCACUGAAGACUUCUGUGAAGUACUUGACCAUGCCCAAGGUGAUGUAUAGAUUCCUGACGUCUCUGGGCCCCUACUCUGGAGCAGGGCUGGGGACCCAAAGGUGGAUCCAACCCAGCCUGGCUGUGAGCACCAAGCCUGGCAAAGGAGAGAGGUUCCUGCUCUGGAGACGUUAGCCCUGGAAUCUUGAAUGGCUCUUCCUAGGGGUAUCCAUUGCCAGAGCCAAGCCUUUAAAUGAACACAAGUGGAGACUGAGGCAUCCCUCCAGGAGACAUUAUUUGCCAAGCUCACACAGCAAGUCAGUGCAUUGUUGAGACUGGUUCCCAGAACACCACCUCCUGGCCUGGGCUCUUUCUCUGCCUCUUGGUCCCAGAGGCCAGCCUUUACAAGGCACACAAAGGUCACUGCACUGUGAGCCAGGAACCUGGUUCAGGGUCCACUUCUACUAAACGAUGGCUGUGUCACUUGGAUCACUCAAUUCUCUGUACUAGGUCUCAGUCACCCAAGGCGGAUGACUAAGGGGCCCCCCACUCCAACUGUGAGUCUGGGAUUCUCUGAAAUGUGGUAUUUUUCCAGGCUGUGGAGUCCCUCUAUGGCAGUCUGUGGGACACUGCCGGGGUGUUUUCCUCCAGGCUCAAGCUAAGGAGGAGUAUAAAGAGACAGUACUUGCUUCAGCCGCGGGCUGUGCAGACCUCUCCGAGGAUGACCUGGGGUCUGUCUUACACACCUUGGAGCCCUGCGGAUCUCUCCAAUGGUAAGUCCCCUCAUGCACUUGGCACAGAACUGUGAGAAUGGCCUCUGAUGGUGCUUGCUUCCAUCAGUGUUCACACAGGCCAGGUCUCCAAGGCCCAAGGUGGCCCUGCUUGUCCAGGGCUAAGGACUUCAUCCUCCGGGAGACUUCAAGCCCACCCAGAACCUAGUACUAGGCACGUGGGCUCUUCCUACCUCACACUGGGCCUCAGAGAGGCAACAUUCAACCUCCAAAGCCUGAGAGGCACUGGCCAGCUGGGUCCUGGACCCAGAGAUGCUCAAAAUGCCAGAGAGGGGAGGUCCCUUCCAGGCCAAGUGGUCCAACCCACUACCACUGACAUUUUGCAAUCAGGGAAACUGAGCCCAGAGAGGGGAAGGAGCUUGCAUAACACCCAAGUAGGCUGGUGGCAGGGUUACAACCAGAAUCUUUGUCUCCUGCCCAGGGCUCUCCCCUGCAUCAAACACAAUCCACUGAGAUCUAGGCUGAGCCCACCUCCAAUCCUCCAGAACCUUGACAAUCCUUGACAGAAGGCUCCUUCAGCUCAUCCCCUGUCUAUUCUAGGUGAUUCGAGAGAUUUCCCUUCAGCUGGAUGGCCCUUUAUCCUAAAGCUUCCUGGUGUUCCCUCCCCAUCUGCUCAGGGUUAAUCUUUUCCUGCUUCCAGGAUCUGCUCCAUCAACAGGCCAUAACUGCCGCUCCUGUUUUCUUGCUGUGGUCCAACCAACUCCUUGCAGCUCUAGCAUUUCCAAGGAUGGGGAGUCUCUGGUUGCUCCUAGGGUUUCCCUUCUGUCACUGGCCAGUCCCAGGUCUACUGCUUUCCCAUGACCACCUCAGCCUUGAACCCCAUCAGUCUCUCCUGGGAUGCUGCGGACCAUUCCUUGCAGACUCCCUCUCUGCUGGACCCAGGGCCAGUGGGAAUGAUAAGAGCUCACGUGUGGGGUUGCCAUGAAGUUUUAGUGAGUUAAUGCCCGCAUUAGGUAUAUAAGGUGCAUCUGUGAACUCUCAUGUUGCAAGGUAUGUUCAGGUGCUAAGAAGGAGAUCCUUGAAGCUAGCGCCUAUGGUGGUCUAGGCACCUGGGGGCAGAAGAGGGAAGGUGGCCGGGAGGAAUCUGGGGUAGUUGGGAGUGAUAGAAACCAGGAGUGUUUUCAGUUGGGGAAGAAGUUGGUUAGGUUGGCUUCUAGAAAAACGGCAAGGGAGCUGAGUUGCUGAGCACUGAAAGGGCUCAUUGGGCCUCCCUGCCUGGACUUGCUGAGUACCGUGGGAGCCGGUGGUACCCGGGAAGGACCACACUGGGCCCAGGGCCAGAGCCCUCAGGAUGAUUUUGUGUGUGUCCCUCAACCUUCCCAGCCCCCCGUGUCCUUUUCUUUGGAACCGCUGCAGCCCCUAGCCCAGCCCAGCCCAUCUGGUGCUCUCGGACCAAGCUGGGCCAAGGCUACAAAAAGCCAGUGGGUGCCUGGGUCCUGUCAUUCCACAAUGACAGAGCAUGUGCUGUCUCUCCCAAAGCAGCCCAUGCCAUCUCUUCAGAGGCUUGUUCAAAAUUAUAUUUUUCAUAAAGGUGAGGUAACGGUGGCCGACAGUCUGUCAUUCAACGUUGAUCGUGCUCCCUUCACGGGGCAGGCAUUGUUCCAGGUGCUUUAAUGAUUUAACUCAUUUAACUUUCCAUCAAGACUUUGAUGCAGGAGCUAUUAUUCUCCUCACAUCCCUGUUUAACAGAUGGGUAAACUGAAGCAUGAGAGGUUAAGCCAUUUCCCCAAUGUGAAGGAGCCAGGACUCCACAUGGAAGUCUCACCCCAGAGCCCCUCGCUGGACGCCCACCCUCUCCUGCCUCUCUGAGCCCCAGGAUCCCUCCCAUUCACCUGCAUUCCCACAAAGAAGUUACUGGCUUUCCCCACACACCCGUCUGCUCUCCCCCGUGGGCCCCCUCUUGGUCCUGCCCCUACACAGGAGCCAAGCCUCCUGGUCAAGGUGGGGGCUCAGCUGCCCUUAGCAGAGGCUGCCCCCUCUUCACCCGCACUCCGCACACCUGUUAACACAGCCUCAGGCUGUGAGGGCUUCUCACAUGAUGCAGCUCCCCGUCCCUGUAAGGGGUCUCACUUCCGCACUCCUCUGUCUACCCCACCCCACACAGCACAGCACAGCUCGACCAGCCAGUCACUAGACAUGCAGCAACUCGGCUCAAUUACACCUCCUUAGGGAGACCACCCUGGACUCCCCGGGCUCAGUCAGUCCUCGUUUGGCUCUUCCUACACGCCUUGCCUCGCUUCUUUGCAGCAAUCAUUUCACAUCCAUGGCUUAAAUGGCUUGAUGGUGUUUCUCGCUUUCUCACCAGCCUGGAUGCUCCAUGAAGUUAACGCCAGGCCUGUGUUCCCACACAUUGCAUCACCAGUGCCUAGCACAGAGCCUGGCACAAACUCAGUGCUCGGAUGUGUGUGCAUGAAUGAAAUACAUAUCCGAGGCCCUGCUCUGAGCCGGGUCCUAGGCUAGACGCCGAGAAUGUGGAGAGCAGACAGAGAUGCUGGUGAGGAGACAGCCAAGUAAACCAGCAGUGACAACGUAGGAUGAGGAAAUGCAGGAAGCUGUGGGGGCACUGAGAAAGGGUCCCAGACCCAACUAGAAGGACAGUAGGGCCAGGAGGAAUUCACCGGUGGGAGGGAGUGGGGGUGGGAGGGGUGGAGGACUCUGAAACUGGGCCGAACUAGUAAAUGAAGGGUGGAGGGUCUGUCUCCUCCUCCAGACCGCCUUGUCCCAAGGGCAAGGCCAGUGUCCUGAACUCCUGUCUACCCCUUGAGGCUUACAGGAGUGUUGGGUCUCUGCUGUGCAUUCAUGGAGCAUUUUAGGUGAUUGAUUUUCCUCCCCUCCUUGGAACACGGCUGGUCUGACGCACUCUUCAUUGUAUUAGUUGUGCCCUCUUCUCCCAGCCCUGCCUCCAGGUCCUUGCCCAAAGCAGCCUCAUCUUUUCCCACCUGGCUAUGCUCUCCCCUCCCCACCCACUCCACGGCUCCGUGUCCCUCACCUUCACGGUUCAGCCCACUCACCCAGCUCUGACCGUCUCAACGCGUGGGUGCCGGCAUGUACCCUCUUCACAUGAGAUUUGUUGAUUUCAUAACCAUAAAUAGAUAAAAUGUUCUGAAUAUCUCCCUGUGCAAGUAGAUUGGGGGAGUGAUCACAUAAUGAAAAGGCCUUGGGAGAAAGAAAACAGGCUGCCAAAGAAGCAGCUGAAGACUAGACAGCCACUGCACGGACCAGCUCUAUACAGCGAUUAAACUUCCACUCCACAGACUGGUGAACCCUAGGCCUGGGACUGGGGUGAUACUUGGGAAUCUGUUAGAGAACUUUUGUGUGGUUUCAAGCUCAUGGAUUCAAAAGAACAAUCUGGUAAAAAAAAAUAAUAAUAAUAAAAUGGAAAGAAAUAGAAAUCGGGGACCCUGGUUUCUGAUUCUGGAAUUAUUUCAUUCUAGCUGUGUGACCCUGGACAACUUAAUAAACCUCUCUGAGAAGGUGCAUAGAGAUUCUUCCCCGUGGUUAGACUGGACGCUCCGGGAGGCCCGAGUCCUCAUAAUACCAUGACUCUCUUCCCAUCGGGGCUUUCUGUCUUCCGGAAAAUACCUUAAUCACCAAAUAUGGGACACCCCCCCCUUCCCAAAAUGCAGUCUUGAGACUAGGGUUGAGGUAAGGAUGGAAUGGAGUACCCUGAUUUUUUGUUGCCAACUCCAACUUUGUUGCCAUGGCAGCAGGAUGUGGAGCAUCACUCCUGCAUGGGGAGGCUCCAUCUACCUAGCUACAAAGCCUAGCUUCUAGCCUAGUAAGGAGCCCAGCCCAUGAGGCUCCCCAAUCUCUCCUCCCCUAGUAGUGCAGGGACACUACUACUGCUUCUUGGCAUUUGGAAGAAUAAAGGGAGAUAAACUGACAGCUUGGUAUGCCCUGGGCCCAGAGAGCUUCUGGCUGAGAAAGAGAGAGACAAGUGGAGAUAUUCCUUGUAUGAAGUCAUCCUACCCUAAAAGUUGGAAAACUUGCUCUGCAGAGGGUCAGUCUGUAAAUAUAUUAGGCUUUUCAAGCCAUCUUGUCUCUGUUGUGACUGCUCAACUCUGCCAUUGUAGGGUGGAAACAGCCAUAGACAAUACAUAAACAAAUAGAUGUGGUUGUGUGUCAAUAAAACUUUAUUUACAAAAACACUCAGUGGGCCAGAUUUGGAAUGCUGGCCAGAGUUUGCAGACCCCUGCUGUACCCCAUAGUGCAAGAGAAAGAGCCUGGGCUGGGGGCAGGGAACUAGGCUUGAGACCCAGAACCACCAAUGACUUGCUGUGUGAAUUUGGGUAAGUCAGUAUCUAUCUCUGAUCCUCAGUUUCACCAUCUAUCAAGUUGCUAUGACAGUAUCAGCCAGAUUUGCCAUGAGAAUAGGUCUAACAGGUCAGAGCAAAUCUCAAGUCUUUCCAUCACUUCAAGUAGAGCUAACUCCCCUCCCAAGGCCAUACCCUUGCCUGCUAAGGGUGGCAGCAGCCUGCUGGAAGGAAGAGGUGUUUCUCUCUAGAGUCAGAUCCUUAGUCUGGCUUUCCAACCUCCAUCCUCAAGUGACCCCAUUUCUGUAGCAAGCCAAGCACAGGAGGAAACGAGGAAUCCCUUCUUUUCCACCAUCCAGUCAUUUGGCAGGAGGCUACAGUUCACUUGAGAAAGUGAUGUGGCUGCAGUGGCUGGUGGCCAGGCUUUAGAGGAGGCUUUUGAGAAGCAAGAGUUAGGAAAGGUGAGAUUCGGUGCUCCCCAGAUCAUUUAUCUAUGUAUCAGGGAAGCUGGGGUGCAUGGCAAGAAGACACAGUCGCGAUCUGGUGGUGACUCACAGCACCAUCAAUUGCAUUAAUGGAUGUUUCUCGAGCCAUCUUGUCUGCCUGUCUGGUCUGACCACCACUGAGAUCUCGUGUCCUUUGACAUCUUGUCAUAUGCUCUGAAGACCCAUAAAGUGAUUCUCUAUCCCCCCCACACACACACACACUCUCUCUCCUUCUCUCUCUCCCUCCCCUCCUCCCUUUCCUCUCUCUUUCUCCUUCUUGUAUCAUAAACACAUUUAUCCAGGGCAGGACAGAAUACACUGCAACAGUCCUCUGUCAAGAAAGAUCCUUGCCCCAAAUAUCCAGAAAAGCAGCCCUAACCAGGAGUCUCCAUACUGUUCUAGAGAAGCAGACGCCCCCCCCCCCCCUUCCCAUCACUUUCCAUCUCCCUCUCAGGAGGCCAUCCUCCCCAAAAUCUCUGGAAAAGAUACACCUUCUCUUUGAGAGUGGGUAAGGGGUGAUGUCUCUCCAGGUCCCCAAUAAAGCUAUGCAAGACAGGAGCAAGGGAUCUCACGGCCUGUUCUUGCUAUAAAAAGACCUUUUGCAGAAAAAAAUAAUAAAGAAAGAAAUCAGCCAAUCCGUCCUCAAUGCCAUCACCUCUUCUUGGUGAUUUUUCGGGGAAGGAGUGGGCGGGUUGCCAUGGCAACAGAUGCAAAGAGCUUGUCUCAGUAAAGAAGGGACCUUGAUAUUUUUUUCUCUUCUCAUUCUCUCUCUCAGUUGUGUGUGUAUGUGUGUGUGUGCGCGCUGCGCAUGCCUGUGCCCACACCAGGAAUUUUUUUUUAGAACUAAAGAAAGCCCUUCUCUUCCCUCAGCGCCCCAAAUAUGGAGCGAUGGAAAACCACUUACUCCUGCAGGCCAGGGAGGAUUCAGGAUAAUUCAAGAGAAAAGGGAGAGGUCAUAUGGGGCUCACUUCCUCCAUCUUUUUACUAGAGAUUGCAUGCAACACACACUUUCACAAAUGGUUGGGGGCCAAGAGUCGGAAAGAAAGGAAGAUGCUGGGUGGGGAGAGGUGAGUAAGGGAUAGGUGGUGUAAGAGCCCAACAAGUGAUAUCAGAGAGGGCAACAGAAGAUGCAUUGAGGCUGGGGAUGCAUGCAAAUUCACAUUCUCCAUUGGAUGCUGAGAAUAAAAGGCACAGAGCAGACUCACAUAUGGACACGGACACACACACAGACAAGGAGGCACAGAAAGCUGCAAACACAUGAACACAUACAGACACAAACAUGGAACUACCCAUAACGCAGGAAAUGGUAGACAUUUUUUUUUUACAAAGGCAGACAUAGAUGCAGGCAAAUGCAUAAAUACACAGGGACACAAACACAAAGUUACAUGCAGACAGACACAGACAUACAAAUAUAGUCACAGUCAAAUGGACAGACAGACACAUGCACACCCUCAGUCUGGCUCCCUCCCAUCAAUUGCCCAUGCAUCCUUAAACGGCACUGCAUAGCUGGGAAUACUGCAGGCUCACCCAGUGGGUUUAGCUGCACCCCCCCUUCCUUCUACACAUUCACCCCAAAGCCCCUCUUGAAUCAAAUCGCUUCUUGCCCACUUUCCCAUAGAUGAUGGGCUCUGAUACCUCCCCCAUCUCAAGCUUCCAAUUCUUAGCCUGUUCUGUUCUGCUGCUGCUGCCUGCCGAUUCGGGGGGGAGAAUGGGGUGACUCAGCCAGGCCGGGAUGACUCACACUGCCAGUAUUUUUAGCAGCGGCCAGGAGCUCUCUAGCGUGCCAGCCGCCCCCCUCCUCCUGCUUGCUAUUUUGGAACCGUCACUGGUGAUAUAAAUAGCUCCUCUCCCACGGCCUGAAGCUGCUGCCAAGCUAUUUUUGGUUCUGCACAGUUAAAAAUAGCUUCACGGAGGUGGGAAGCAAGGGGAGUGGGAGCUGGCCUAGGGAGAGGAGACAUUGGGGCAUAUAGAGCUUCUCAACUUGAAUUAGAGUGGGUGAACUAGGAUAAGCCCUUAUCUUCCCCCUCCCCUGUCCCUUUCUAGACCCUUCUUUCUUUCCAGAAGGCCUUCCCCCCCAGCCCAUUCUGGAAAAAUGCAAGGAUUCUUCCCUUGGCCAGUUCUCCUCGCAUGCUUAUUUUACUCCUCGAGCUCAGACCCCUUGGGCCCCUAAGGCCCCCUCCCAUAUUCAUCCUCAGAGGAGAAGGGGACAGCUAACGGGGGCCUCACUCUGAAGCCUGUGUGGACUCACGCUCUCUUUUGAUGUCCAGGUAGACUAUGGCCAAAUGACUUCAGGGAUUUUUUUUUUUUCCCCAGAACCAUGGACAGUGGUCAACGCCCCAUUCUUUCACUGCAGCUCUGUUCACCUUACUGGAGACUGGCUGCAUCCAACCAACAAAUAGUUCUUAUCAUAGAGAGGGACACUAAGUCUGUCUCCCACCCAAGGCUAAAGCAUCAGUGGGUGAAGAAAAUAGGAAUACUUCCCUGGAUUUUCAUACAAGGAUGGGGUCCAAAGAUCAAGCGCUUGAGGUCAAGGGGUCCAAAGGUCAGAAGCUAGAGGGAUGGAUACAUCAGGGGUCAGAUGGAGAUGAAAGAGGAACAGAGAUAUGCUUCCUGAAGGAACCAUUUCUCUAAAAUCCAGAUAAAUAGGGUUAGAGAGAGUGGCAGACAGCCAGCCCCCCCCCCUUCAUCUCAGCUGUACCACUGAACACAGGAUAGUCGACGGAGAUGGCCCAACCUUUGCCAAAAUGGCACAAGAGGUCAGGAUCAGAUGCCCAGACACCCUUCUCCUCGGCCGUCUCCUGCUCCCACUCUGCCACUCUUGCUACCACCCUUUCCCGUGGGAAUGAGGGGGUUCUUUGACCCCAAGUUUUGCUUCUUGGUGUCAAAGUUUACCCCCACCCUUCCUAUGUGACUUCCUACAAUCAAUCCAGUCCCUCUCCCGCCAUUUUUAAGCGGUCUCACUUCCAGCCUCUCAAGUGAUUUCACACAGAUCCCUACCCCACCAAAUAAGAUUUCACAUAAAAUGUCCCCUAGCCCAGAUGUGAUGCGGGGGGAAAGAAAGGCACCCCUCAGCCCCUGUAGGGAGCCAUCAUCCGUGCUGAAAAGAGAAAAAAGAAAGAAGGAGAGAGGGCAAAGGUGACAUGAUAUGGACACAAAACUGAUGGAGAUUGGAAGAGUCUCUGGAGAGCAGAAGGGGAACAUUUUUCUGCGGUGGGGGGAGGGGGGAGAGGGCGCACAAAGGUAAGACAGACCACCCAGCAGGCAAUGAGAUCUGAAACUAGUCGGGGCUGUGGAAGGAGGAUGUGGAGAGCUGAAGGUUAGGAGACAGAACGAGGCGUCUUAGCGCCGAGGAUGGGGAGGGGGUUGCAGGGGGGUACGGAGGACAGCCUGACGGAGCCAAGGGGUCCUUGACAGAUGCGGGAUCUCGGCGGGUCCAGCACGGCCCCCUCUUUUCUAUGCUGCUUCCUCAUCUUCCCCGCCGGAGACGGGGGGAGCCCUCCGGAGCGGUGCGGAGGCAGGCAGGCCCCGCCCGCCGCCGCCGCGGCAGCCGCCGGAGGAUUCCUGUCCUAAUAUGGAGCUGGGAUUCCCCCGGCCCCGCCCCCGCCCCCGGCCCGCCGGGAGACCGAGGCUUGCAGUCGGGCGGGGGGAACCGCUCGCUUUGGGGCUGGCAACGGGGUGGGGGAAGGGAUAUCUAGAUGCAGACCCAGAUCCUCACCGUGCCCUGGGACCCUGCCUCAGUUUCCCCCGUUAGUGGCUGCAGUUAAUUAGUUGACAGGGGAACAGAGAAUCACUGCAGACUCCAGCGUUGGUGUUGGUGUUCCUAUUCUUGGCUGUGGGAAAAUGGAACCAAGGCCAAAUUCAGCUGGUCCUUCUCUCUCAGGAACCCCUUUCCACCCCACCCUGGAGACUUAGACUUCCAUAUAAUGCCCCUUGCUAAAUGCCAAGCCCGGGUUUGGAAAGCGGGGAAGGGGGGGGGGGGGAGGGGGAGGAGAUUUGUUCUUUGAAAGUGACUAAGGGAAUCCCAGAUUGAGUAAUCCCUAGAGAGAAACCCCAGCUGCGACCUCUCCCUCAGAGGCCAAGGAGGGUCCUUCUUUUCCUCCCCAUGUGAACAUGACCUUUGCCUGGCAAAUAGCAAGGAAGAAUUUGUAGACUACCCUCCCCCUCCCCCAUUUCCUUAUCUCCUUAGAAAAAUCCCUGUUGGAACCAACCCCUCCCUCCUCUCUACAGACUCUCCUGCCAGGGGCUUCAGACCGCCUUAACCCUUGCCCUGUCCCUUCCCUCAGCUGAACACAUUCGGACCCCUGGGUCCCUGCACCCUCUUUCAGGCCUUCCUAAUGCAGCGCCCGUUUCUCGGUUCAGCUGCCGCCAGCCGCGGCCCCCUCCGCAGCCUCAGUUCUCCCCCUCCCCCCGUCCCCCCUCCCGCUCUCAUUCUACGUCAUGGGAUGACGUCGGGAGCCCGGGAGGGAGGAGGAGCGCUCCCCCCUCCCCAGCCAGUGGCUCCCGCUGCAGCUUGCUUAGCCCAGCCUCCUGCUUUCCCGCCCCCCCCUUUCUGUAAAGCGAGCCCCCCACGCCUAGCAGGAGCUAUAUAAGGCGGAACGAGGCAGUCGAGGGGGGCAGCGCAGCCGAGCGGAGCCCAGGAGAGGAGAGACAGAGAGAGAGAGAGCCUGAGCGAGAGACGGGGAAGCAAGGAGGAAGAAGCCACCGGUGCGUCGGGACGGGAACGCAGGUGUUCGGAGCACCCGAGCUGGAGCCCUGCAGCCGCUAGUCAUGUACCGCUCCACCAAGGGCGCCUCCAAGGCGCGCCGCGACCAGAUCAACGCUGAGAUCCGGAACCUCAAGGAGCUCCUGCCUCUAGCUGAAGCGGACAAGGUCCGGCUCUCCUACCUGCACAUUAUGAGUCUUGCUUGCAUCUACACUCGCAAGGGCGUCUUCUUCGCUGGAGGCACUCCUCUGGCGGGCCCCACAGGGCUUCUCUCAUCUCAAGAGCUUGAAGACAUAGUGGCGGCACUACCUGGAUUUCUACUUGUGUUCACAGCUGAGGGGAAGCUGCUAUAUCUGUCUGAGAGUGUGAGCGAACAUCUGGGCCACUCCAUGGUGGACCUCGUUGCCCAGGGUGACAGUAUCUACGACAUCAUUGACCCAGCUGACCACCUAACUGUGCGCCAGCAACUCACCCUGCCCUCUGCCCUGGACACCGAUCGCCUCUUCCGCUGCCGCUUCAACACUUCCAAGUCCCUCAGGCGCCAGAGUGCAGGCAACAAACUGGUGCUUAUCCGAGGCCGAUUCCAUGCUCAUCCACCUGGAGCCUACUGGGCAGGAAACCCUGUUUUCACGGCUUUCUGUGCUCCACUGGAGCCAAGACCUCGCCCUGGUCCUGGCCCUGGCCCUGCCUCACUCUUCCUGGCCAUGUUCCAGAGCCGUCAUGCUAAGGACCUGGCCCUACUGGACAUCUCUGAGAGUGUCCUAAUCUACCUGGGCUUUGAGCGCAGUGAACUGCUCUGUAAAUCAUGGUAUGGACUGCUGCACCCCGAGGACCUGGCCCACGCUUCUGCUCAACACUACCGCCUGUUGGCUGAGAGUGGAGAUAUUCAGGCAGAGAUGGUGGUGAGACUGCAGGCCAAGCCUGGAGGCUGGGCAUGGAUUUAUUGCCUGUUAUACUCAGAAGGUCCAGAGGGCCCCAUUACUGCUAAUAACUACCCAAUCAGUGACACAGAAGCCUGGAGCCUCCGCCAGCAGCUGAACUCUGAAAACACCCAGGCAGCCUAUGUUCUGGGCACCCCAGCCAUGCUGCCCUCAUUCCCAGAGAACAUCCUCUCUCAAGAGCAGUGUUCCAGCCCCAACCCACUCUUCCCCCCAGCCUUGGGAGCUCCCAGAAGCACCAGUUUCCCUAGUGCUCCAGACCUGGGUGCUGCCUCAACAUCAGAAGAGCUUCCUCAAUCCCAAAAAGAGUUGGGCUUUAGUUACCUGGCAUUCCCGUCUGGCCCUGAGCCUUCUCUUCAAGCAGACCUGAGCAAGGAUCUUGUGUGCACUCCACCCUACACACCCCACCAGCCAGGAGGCUGUGCCUUCCUCUUCAGCCUCCACGAGCCCUUCCAGACCCACUUGUCCACUCCAUCCAGCUCUCUCCAAGAACAGCUGACUCCAAGCACUGCCACCUUUUCUGAUCAACUGACUCCAAGCAGUGCAACCUUCCCAGAUCCACUGAUGAGCCCACUUCAAGGCCAGAUGACCGAAAGCUCAGCCAGAAGCUAUGAAGAUCAAUUGACUCCCUGCACCUCUGCCUUCCCAGACCAGCUGCUUCCCAGCACUGCCACCUUCCCAGAGCCUCUGGGCAGUCCUGCCCAUGAACAACUGACUCCUCCCAGCACAGCAUUCCAAGCACACCUCAACAGCCCCAGCCAAACCUUCCCAGAACAACUGAGCCCCAAUCCCACCAAGACUUACUUCACCCAGGAGGGAUGCAGUUUUCUCUAUGAGAAGUUGCCCCCAAGUCCUAGCAGCCCUGGUAAUGGGGACUGCACGCUCCUGGCCCUAGCCCAGCUGCGGGGCCCCCUCUCUGUGGAUGUCCCUCUGGUACCCGAAGGCCUGCUUACACCUGAAGCCUCUCCAGUCAAGCAGAGUUUCUUCCACUACUCUGAGAAGGAGCAGAAUGAGAUAGACCGCCUCAUCCAGCAGAUCAGCCAGUUGGCUCAGGGCAUGGACAGGCCCUUCUCAGCUGAGGCUGGCACGGGCGGGCUAGAGCCACUUGGAGGUCUGGAGCCCCUAGACUCCAACCUGUCCCUGCCGGGGGCUGGUCCCCCUGUGCUCAGCCUGGACCUGAAACCCUGGAAAUGCCAGGAGCUGGAUUUCCUGGCUGACCCUGAUAACAUAUUCCUGGAAGAGACGCCCGUGGAAGACAUAUUCAUGGAUCUCUCUACCCCAGACCCCAAUGGGGAAUGGAGUUCAGGGGAUCCUGAGGCAGCGGUCCCAGGAGGGGCCUCAUCGCCUUGCAACAACCUGUCCCCAGAAGACCACAGCUUCCUGGAGGACCUGGCCACAUAUGAAACCGCCUUUGAGACAGGUGUCUCAGCAUUCCCCUACGAUGGGUUUACUGAUGAGUUGCAUCAACUCCAGAGCCAAGUUCAAGACAGCUUCCAUGAAGAUGGAAGUGGAGGGGAACCAACGUUUUGAAUAAGUCUGUGACUUAACGUCGUCAAGUAUGGCAUAUUGUCAUCAAGACGUGGAGCCGCUCUCCACCCCCCCCGGGACAGUUGGGGGGAUUCUGGGGGCCAGAG